AUGGCUCCAGCAACGCCGACGAUCGAGACGACCGACGUGCAGCUCCUCGAGGACGCGGUGGCCGGCGAUCCGGAUGCCAUGGUGUCGCUACUGCACGCGUUCAGGAAGGAGCUCGCGACGAACCAAAAGUUGGUUCGCGACCAGCAGCGACAGCUCGCGGCGCUGCAAAAGGCGCACCAAGACCGCUUCGAGGCCCUCGAAGACUCGUACCACGACAUGCAAGACCUCAUGGACGUCCAGCUGACGGCGCUCGGAAAGCAGCGCACGCGUUUGCAAGCGCAGACUACCGUGCUCGACGACCUGCUCGAGGCGCAAGACAACGACGCGUUGCACACCCCGCAAAGCUCGCUCGCACCGGCGCCCAACAAAUCGCCGAAGAAGCGUGUGACCGCGCCGGUCGCUACGGCUGUCGCGCCCAAGCGCGCCAAGAUGGACAUUCUCCCAGCAAAGCAACCAGAGGAGGCGCUCGAGUAUUGCUGGGACCUCGGCCGCUGCGGCGCGCUGGCCUCCAUCUCGGACGAUCGGCGGCUUGUCAAGACGACAGCGAACGGCUGGAACGUGGUCAUGGGCGACGGCAUGACCAAGGCCCACAACACGAUAGCUUUGGGCUUUACGACCGAGCCCGAUUUCUGGCGGCAGCCCUCGGCCGCGACGAAUGUGUUUAACUUUUGCGACGCUGGCUGGUUCCUGAACGUGCGCAAGGGCACGCGUUGCUCGCGCGACGGCCACGACGACUCGGCUUUUGCGACCAGCUUGAAGAGCGGUGACGUGCUCACGGUGGUCUUUGACCGACCGCUGCGGACGAUCCGGUUCUUGCGCAAUGGCAACGCGCUCGGCAGCUCGCUCGGCGUUGCUUACGCGGACAUUGCCGAGACGGAGCUGUACCCGGCGCUCGUGUCGUACGACCGCGGCGUCGGCGUGCAGUUGGUCUAA
Molecule: messenger RNA, 933 nt
Organism: Saprolegnia parasitica CBS 223.65
Lineage: Eukaryota; Oomycota; Saprolegniomycetes; Saprolegniales; Saprolegniaceae
Exons: 2
Coding region: 1-933 (310 amino acids)
Source: RefSeq, a predicted model, not a curated record